Molecule: messenger RNA, 3756 nt
Organism: Cyprinus carpio (common carp)
Lineage: Eukaryota; Metazoa; Chordata; Actinopteri; Cypriniformes; Cyprinidae
Product: sodium- and chloride-dependent GABA transporter 2
Biological process (GO): sodium ion transmembrane transport
Cellular component (GO): membrane
Source: RefSeq, a predicted model, not a curated record
ACACUCACACACGACCAAAUACAAACACACAUACACACACACACAUGUGAUUCUAAGCUCUCGGUUCUGUAUGGUCUCGUUUUCCUUUACGAGAGGAGGAGAGUGUGAGAGGGGUGGGCUUCAGCGACUGUAUUAUAACGACCGAAUCACACUGAAUUAAGCGUAACUUCAUGGCCAAGGUAAAUGCGGUAGACUUCCUGAACUUUUGACCAGUCGUCUCCAUCAGUAACUUAUUUCACUUGGCACCCGGAGUCUCUGCAGCGUGGGUUGAAGAAGAGAACAAGUGAUCGGCUGCUGAAUGUAGGCCAAAGGGCAUGAACAAAAGCGCAAUAACUGAUGACAUGGAAAUGCAGGAUGAUCCAGAUUUGCAGUUUAAACUGGCUUAUCCAGAUUCAGAAAGAAUCGACACAGGCAUUAAAACCCGAGCGAGAGGCCAGUGGUCCAGUAAAGUGGAAUUUAUCUUAGCUGUUGCUGGCCAGAUCAUUGGUUUGGGAAAUGUGUGGAGAUUUCCAUAUCUGUGUUACAAGAACGGAGGAGGAGUGUUUUUCAUUCCAUAUGUGGUCUUUCUGUUUGCCUGCGGCAUUCCUCUUUUUCUUAUGGAGACUGCUUUGGGUCAGUACACCAGCCAAGGGUCUGUUACCUGUUGGAGGAAGAUCUGCCCACUAUUUGAAGGUCUGGGUUAUGGGAGUCAGGUGGUUGUCUUCUAUUCCAGUACCUACUACAUCAUCAUUUUGGCCUGGGCUUUCUUCUAUCUCUUCUCCUCUUUUAGUGGUGAACUGCCAUGGGCUAGCUGUAGGAACUGGUGGAAUACAGAAAACUGUGUUGAGUUUGACCGAAUAGGAGGGACGAGAAACCUGAGCUUUAUGGAGAAUGCAUCAUCACCUGUUAAAGAAUUUUGGGAGAGGCGAGUAUUGAAUAUAACUGGAAGUGUGAAUGAGCUGGGCAGUUUGAGAUGGGAGCUGGCUCUGUGUCUCCUGCUGGCCUGGAUCAUUUGCUACUUCUGUGUGUGGAAGGGAGUGAAGUCCACAGGCAAGGUUGUGUAUUUCACUGCUACAUUUCCAUAUGCUAUGCUGCUGGUGCUUCUGAUUCGAGGUCUUACGUUGCCUGGAGCCAUUGAUGGCAUUACCUUCUACCUCUACCCAAAUCCAGCACGCCUUACAGACCCACAGGUAUGGAUGGAUGCUGGAACACAAAUAUUUUACUCGUAUGCUCUCUGCAUUGGGUGCCUUACAGCUUUGGGAAGCUACAAUAAAUACAACAACAACUGCUACAAAGAUUGUGUUUACCUGUGCCUGCUGAACAGCGGGACCAGUUUUGUAGCUGGCUUUGCCAUCUUUUCAGUUUUGGGCUUCAUGGCGUUCGAACAGGGGGUUGAUAUCUCAAUGGUAGCAGAGUCAGGUCCUGGUUUGGCCUUCAUUGCAUAUCCACGAGCUGUAGCUAUGAUGCCCCUGUCUCAACUGUGGUCCAUAUGUUUCUUCCUCAUGAUUAUUCUGCUGGGGCUUGACAGUGAGUUUGUGGGAUUAGAGUCUCUCAUGACAGCCAUAACAGACAUGCACUCCAACUUCUUCCUCCAAGGACAUCGUCGUAAACUCUUCCUCCUCCUCAUUUGUGUGGCCUGCUUCCUCAUUGGCCUCCUGAUGGUAACCGAGGGUGGCCUGUAUAUAUUCCAAUUAUUUGAUUACUAUUCCUGCAGUGGAAUGACCCUCCUCCUAUUUGCCCUUGCACAGUCAAUAUGUAUUGGCUGGUUUUAUGGUGCUGAUCGACUGUAUGAAAAUAUUGUAGACAUGAUCGGUUAUCGUCCUUUGACACUAAUGAAAUACUGUUGGAAAUACAUCACUCCUAUUGUGUGUAUAGGCACAUUUGUCUUCUCUUUGGUCAAAUUCACUCCUCUAAAGUUUAACAACACAUUUGAAUACCCAUGGUGGGGUUAUGCUGUUGGCUGGUGGUUUACCCUCUCCUCGACAUUGAUGGUUCCCAUAUGGAUGAUCUAUGUCAUCCUUAUCACUCCUGGUACACUGAAACAGAGACUGCGUGUCCUUUGCACUCCAGCAAGCGAUCUACCUUUGACAUCGGAAAGACGAAAAGAAACCCUGUGACCCCAACAGACAGUACAACAUGUCCCAUGACUGAUAGGGUGGGGGGGGGCAUCCUUGGGCUGUAUUUUGGACAACUUUUGAUAUCAUUAAUGCCUUUGAAGAUACACAUUCUCGUGAGAUCUCAAGAAAGCACAAACACAAACUGUACGUGACUGUUUUAGAAGUUAUUGAAUUUUUCUAUCUUACAUUCUCAAUUGCAAGCAACUAAAUGUGGAUUUAAACUGGAAAUGAAAAAUAUAAGCUCAGCUUCCAUGUUCGGCUGUAUCUGAGGAAAACCCAGUUUGACGUCAUUCUUAAGUAUGAUAGCAUCAACAACUUACUGUAUCAUAAACAUUCACAAGAUAUCAGUUCUUCUGAAGAAGAUAGCAGAAAAAACAAAACAGUUUAUUAUCAUGAGGGAGUGGAUCAGCCCCAUUUUGGAUGGACCAAUGAUUAUUACAGUUGGUGUAUGAUUAGAAAACUAACUAACUUUCAAUUAGAGAGAUGAACAUUUGGUUAAUUUCUAUCAAAAUUUGGAAUGUAACAGUAUUUUAGAAUAGUAACUUUAUUUUUACAUUUUUAUGGGUCAAUCAUGCAACACUUGGUUGUUUUGUGCCUGUAGUCAAGUGCUGGUGUUUUAAGAAAGUGUUACAGAAAGUAAAUUAUGUUGGGGGUUAUUAUAUUAAAAAUAAUACCACAUUUGUAAUAGAUUCAAGAGAAAAGAUCCAUCAAGACUUAAAUCUGCUUAGAUGUACAGUCUGUAUUCUACAAACUAUAUUUUUAGUAAAAUGCAUAAUUUAAGGGAAUAUCUGUAGGUCAUUUAAGCUUAUGUACAUUUUUAUAACUGAUGCUCUAGAAAGGCCAGUGGUUAAUGUUCUAAUAAAUGCUCUGUUCAAAUCAAGUCACAUGAUUGCUGGUUGAAAUAUGUUGGUGACAGCAGCUUGUUUUUGCUUUUAAAGAUUGUUCUGAAGCAUCCUAGCAAAUAUUAAACAACUAGGUGAAAGGUAAAAGCAGGUUGAGUUUUGAAUUCUUGGAAUAAAGUAGUUAGAGAAUAAAGUUAGACAUGGUUGCUGUCAGACAUUACAGACUGCCAGUUGUAUACUGUACUGCUGUUUUACUGAGGUGUCUUACUGUGAUUUAUUAAUGUAAAUAAUUAAGUGUAGUUGACAUAAUGACAGUCAAUGAAAAUCCUACAUUUGAACUGCCACUUCAUUUGCAUGACCACAGGAGAUUAAAGUUAUAUGCAGAUUAAUGGGAAAAAACUAAAUCUGAGUAUAUAUCAUGAUAGUGGUGGAUGGUAGAGUUUAACUUUGAAACUUUUUAUCAUUUACAAAAAUGAAAAGCCAGUGAUGAUGCUCUUCUUUAGUCUACAACUGGGUUAAAGGUUUAAGGCCUCCAUUUGCAAACAGACACUCUGGCCAAAAAGGCCACCCAAACACUGUUUGGGCUGAGGAUGAAAGAGCAGAAUGUUUGCACUGCUAAACAUUGUGUUCCGGGGAAUAGAGGGGAAUGGGUUUCUUGGGAAAUGGAUUUGUAAAGUGGGCCAAUUACAAUGUAGUUUCAUUUGUGAAUUAUGCCUGUACACAUUUUGAUGUUCUUGCACACAGUUUGAUUUCUAAAUCAGAAUAGUAUAUGAGUCAUGAAAUGCCAAAGUGAAUAAAUAAACAGAACAUUUAUACUA